This is a messenger RNA of Pyrenophora tritici-repentis Pt-1C-BFP, 1126 nucleotides long. Its product is annotated as Ribosomal-L15e domain containing protein. The record is from RefSeq and is a predicted model, not a curated record. NCBI's taxonomy places the organism in Eukaryota, Fungi, Ascomycota, Dothideomycetes, Pleosporales, Pleosporaceae.
AUAGAAAGUUGCACCCACGUAAUUUGACCUCACUCUUUCCGCCUCGAUAAGAUUGAAGUUGACAUAAGCUGGGGAGAUCGAACCUCUUUGCUCCCAAGAACUGCCUGCCCUUAUCGAAUGGGCUGUCGGUCCCGUAGCUCCGAGACAUCCCAAUAAGACUCAUCGUCAUUUGCUACACUGCCCGUCCGCCACGACACGAUACCGAUACGUAUACGCGCGAGUGACACGAUGGAUGCAUAAAGGUGGCCAGAGCGACAAACGUGAUCGCUUUGGACGGCGCCGGUAAAUGGCCCGUAAAACGAAGGCGAUUGACCACAUGGUCAAUCGCAUGAACAAAAUGCGGCUGGUGGAUGAGCGAGCUGUGGCAAAAGCCUCUCCCGCAAAGCCAGUCGCCAAGGAGGAUACGGAAAGCGAUAGCGAGGAAGAGGUCAAGCUUCCAUGUUUCCGCUUCUUCGACCUGCCCUUUGAAUUGCGACUCCGCGUAUAUGAAGAGCUCCUCGUGUUUCCCAAGACGAUCGACCUCGACCCAGAAAACUUUCGCCUUGUCGCACCGGCGCUCCGCCUCUUUCUCGUAGACCGCCGCACACACGACGAAGCUUCACGCGUCUUCUACGGUCUCAAUACCUUUCGCAUCUUUCCGAUCCACGGACGCUACAUCAACCGAAAGCACCCGCUUCUUGCGUGGCUGCCUCGGAAAUACCGCGCACACCUUACACGGCUAGAGCUUCGGCUCGGCCCAGGCUUCACAAAGCCACCCAAAUGCUGGGUCGUGGACAGCAGAUUGGGUCUGGCCGCCGUGAAGAAGGUGUACCGGCUCAAGGUGUUCGUCGAGAUUGACCCCGCAUCCAACGAAGUGUUCGAAGGCUGGCGCGUGGGAAACAACUUUUAUACUGAAUACUGUGUGGGCUUGUUGAGAGGCUUGCUUGCACAGGUGCCAUCGGUCAACGAUGUUGAAUUUGACGCAUAUCCCAGUGUGUCCAAGUCGAGUCCCUUGCUCAAGGGCUUGAUAGAAGAGACAAAGCUCAACCAGAAGCGCGUUGCUUGGGGCCCCGAGAGGGGUUGGGAUACGAUAGUCGACGUUGACCUCGCAGGCGUUCUCCAGAAGAUGGGGCUUGGAGCGCUCUGA